AUCUUUCCUUAAUUUUAACAGACGCCCGAGGAACGUUGCAAAGUGCAUUUGACAGUUUAUAACAAUCGAAAUUUUCAUGUUUUAAAUUUUCAUUUCAUAAACAAAUCGGUUCUGUUGAGGUCACUUGAAUGACUGGAUUUAGGAUGUGGUUUUUCGGCUGAGAAUUUAAGUCUGAAGAUUGAUAAAUUGUGGUGACGGGUGUUGUUGGAUCGUGAGAAGAUGAAGAGAUCGAUAUUUAAGAGUUCGAUACCCGGACUGGCGGAAUUUCCAGCGCGAUUUGACAAGAUUUCCACCGGGGAUGGGUGGAUUGAGGGCAGGAGGAGACUCGACGGGGCGGAGGGCUUGUGGAGGAUCAAUGAUCGAUUGUAUGAUCUCACGAGUUUUGUUAAUAAACAUCCUGGGGGGGCGGAGUGGCUCAAUAUCACUAGGGGAACCGAUAUCACUGAAUUAUUUGAGACAGGGCCUGCCUGUAAAUGUAUUUUUGCAGAGUCAUCACGUGACAGAUAAAGCUGAAAAAUUACUGCCAAAAUUUUACUCUCGUAAAGCAGCGAAACCAAGAGCAGUGCCCCUGACAUUUGAUAAGAAUGGAUUUUAUAGAAAAUUCAAGGAGAGAGCGAUCAUUGCUCUGGAGAACAUUGAUAUUCAUCGGCCAGCAUUGAAAUCCAAUUUACUGGCUGAUUUCCUGGCUAUUGGAACUCUGCUUUUGUGUAUAAUAACCGCAAUAACGCAAUCACGACUUGCACUCAUUAUCGCUGCGGCAGUCUUAACUUUUACUGUAAUUAUUGGACAUAAUUACCUCCACAUGCGCGAUAAUUUUCGGAUGUACUAUUUCGAUAUUGGUCUGAUGUCAUCACGCGAGUGGCGAAUAACACACGCAAUGAGUCAUCACAUGUAUCCAAACACAAUUUGGGAUUUUGAAGUAUCGAGUACUGAGACAUUUUUUCAAUAUCUUCCAAAUAUUUCGGCGCCUGUAGCACGAAAAUUAUCCUGGAUUUAUUCACCAGUGGUCUAUUCUAUUAUAUUUUACCUGCAGGGACUGGUAAGAUAUGCAAACAUCCUUUUCGUCCGGAAAACCGUGGAAUUCCGCGAUGUUGUUCCAUUCGUCCUUCCAAUAUCGAUGUUUUUAGCCAGUGGAGAUUUAUCACGAGCUUUCAAUCAAUGGAUCCUUAUCAUUGCUAUCGCGAGCUUUAUUUUUUAUGUAAUUGGCUUCAACGCAGCUCAUCAUCAUCCUGAUAUCUUCCACGACGGCGAUAAUCCAAGAAAGGAUCUGGACUGGGGAUUACUGGAGAUGGAUGCGGUGAGGGACCGAGAAGUGGUAGACGACUCCUACAUCCUAACUCUAACCCAAUUCGGUCUUCACAGUCUUCAUCAUCUCCUACCAACAGUAGACCACAGCUAUUUACCCCUGUGUUUACCAGCCCUUGAAGACACCUGUCGUGAAUUCGGCGUUGACUUGGGGAAACUCACCCCCUGGGAACUGAUCAAGGGACAGUUCCGGCAGUUGCGCCGAGUCGAAGUGAAAACAAAUCACAGAUAAGAUAAUUUUUUUUUUUAAAGGGGCAUUAUCUCGAGGUUUUGAGAUAAUCGAGAAAAACAAUCUCAAUCGAUCGAUUAAAUGACUCGGAGGAGGGGAAUUUUCCGUAUCAAGAGGAGAAAUGAUUUUUUACGUUCCUGAAGUUCAAACGUGACUUUCAGAACUUGAAGAGUCUGAUGAGUCUCAUGAGAGUUUAAAUCGGUUUUUGAUGUUUAAUAACAAUUUUGAUUGGCUAUUUGUUUUUUUUUUAUCGAGUUCUCAGGGAUGAGAAAAUUUAAUUGGACUUUACGGUUCGAUAAACGUAUUUUGCGAUGAUAAUAAAAAUGUUAAUGUCUUUGGAAAAAUAAUUUUUUUAGUUUAUUAAAAUAAAAUUUGUCAUUUAACUUAUAAUUAGUGUAAUGACAGUAUAUUUUGGUAAAAAUGCAGCAAGUAAUUGUAGUUAUAAUUGUACGACUUUAGUAUGUGCCACGGGGGACAGUUAAAAAAAUAUCUCAAUUACUUUUUUUUAAUAAUAAUUGUUUUACCGAC
Diachasmimorpha longicaudata is the source of this 2062-nucleotide messenger RNA. It is a transcript of the gene Cyt-b5-r, whose product is annotated as cytochrome b5-related protein-like. The transcript has 5 exons. Gene Ontology annotation, biological process: lipid metabolic process. Bases 299 to 1537 code for a protein of 412 amino acids. NCBI's taxonomy places the organism in Eukaryota, Metazoa, Arthropoda, Insecta, Hymenoptera, Braconidae. The record is from RefSeq and is a predicted model, not a curated record. Gene Ontology annotation, molecular function: heme binding.